AACCUAAAAUGUUUUUUACCCUACGUGUCAGAAGACGAUCUUACUUCUAUCGAAGUCGAAUAAUCCUAAUCAUCUUUUUGGUAAUUUUAGAGAUCUUUGGGAUUAUCUAUUUUGUACAAUCGUACCAAAGCUGUUGUAUGAAGCAGCUUAACUAACUUUUAAUCCUCUCAUUUAUAUGUCCGAUUGGGACCCAAAUUCCAGACGACCUUUUAGCGAAGGUCGACGCAGCUAUCGGCACAAUGAUUAUAACAAUGCAGGUUAUAAUCCCUACGGACACCAAAACGGAAUUUACAAUGUUGCACAAUAUAAUCCAAGUUUUCUACAAUCGACUGAAUAUUACAACCGACCAACUGCUACCAAUAUGAGUAGGUUUCAAGAGCCGACAAUGGCAAGUCAUAGCGGACUGGUUAACAAUGUGUCUCUGGACGGAAAUCAACCACAUUCAUCUGUAGCACUUCGUUCAAACCUAACACCUUACGCUAAAGAAUUUACACCGAGUCGUGCUCACAGUAAUGGUGACAGUUACGGCGAUAAGAAACAAGGAGCUGUAAAAAAGCGCACCUUCUGGAAUAGGGACAGGCGUUUCGAUGGAUCGAAGCAGAAUCACCAAAACUUCCAACAUAAUAACGAAAACUCGCCACACAAUUACGAAAACUCGAGACGUAGCAAUGAAUACAAUAAUCGAAGUCGUACCUUCGAAGAGCCUCGUCAGUGUACGGAUUACGGUUACAAUUCACGAAACGGCAAGUCGGGUGGGUAUUACAGGAAUAAUAAUGGCAACAACAACAGGAAUUCGUAUCGCCGCGAUUACUACGAUAAUAGAAGAGAUGACUAUUAUAAGAAACCUGCACGAGAAGUACCAGAGAAGUAUGAAAAAAGGCAUAGCAAUAAAGUGGAUACUUUUAAAAAGAAACCGAAUGAAAAUUAUGAGAAGAAAGGGAAACAGCAGGACCACUUGAAGAAAAAAUUGGAUGCUGCAUCGCAAAGAGAACGCCUGGAACAUUUAAUACUCUGUCGUCUUUUGGAAUGCUUGGUCUGUUGUGAGAAACUGCGUCAUAACGAUCAAAUUUGGUCCUGCGGACAGUGCUACCACAUUUUACAUUUAAACUGCACAAUAAAGUGGGCUCAAUCAUCCAAGAUGGAGUCUGGUUGGAGGUGUCCGGCGUGUCAAAAGGUUUAUCAGGAAGAGCCUUUCGAAUAUAGAUGUUAUUGCGAGAAGCAAGUUCACCCCUCCUUGGAUCCUAGUGGCAUUCCUCACAGUUGUGGUUCGAUCUGCGGGCGUAAAGGGCGCGCCUGCUCGCACACCUGUACUUUGAUCUGUCAUCCCGGUCCUUGUCCUGAUUGUUCGGUGAUGGUGCCGAAGACGUGCGCCUGCUCAGCUACCCAGCUUAUUGUCAAAUGUGGUAGCAACGUUCCUGUCAAGUGCGAGAAUAUGUGCAACAAGUUUCUGGAGUGUGGUAUUCAUCGAUGCGUUAGCAAAUGUCACGAGGGCGAUUGUAACACGUGCGGCAACGUCUUACGUCAGGAAUGCUAUUGCGGUAAAGAAGGCCGAAAGGUUAACUGCACUAACGAGGCCGGCGGAGAACUGCAAUACGAGUGUGGGGAAACCUGCGAAAAAUUACUGACGUGCGGGAAUCACAAGUGCGAACGCAAAUGUCACAACGGAUCGUGUGAUGUCUGCCCCAAAUCUCCAAGUCUGAUAACCACCUGUCCGUGUGGACAAACAAAUUUGGUGAAGAAAAGGAAAUCGUGCCUUGAUCCAAUUCCUUGCUGUGAUAAGAUAUGCUCAAAACCGUUAACCUGCGGACAACCCAGUGAACCUCACAGGUGCGAGGCGGUAUGCCACCAAGGACCAUGCGCGCCUUGCCCUAAAAGCACGAUCGUGCGUUGCCGUUGUGGUCAGAUGGAUAAGAAAAUUCUGUGUGUGGAUCUAACCUCUAAGGCUGAUGAUGCUCGAUGCUCAAAGAAAUGUCAAAAGAGACGACAGUGCGGAAAACACAGAUGUAACCAACAAUGCUGCAUUGAAUUUGAGCACAUUUGUCCGCUACCAUGUAAUCGUCUGUUGUCUUGUGGCCAACACAACUGUGCGGAGCCAUGUCAUAUUGGACGCUGUCCACCUUGCUGGCGUACAAGUUUUGACGAGUUGUAUUGCGAGUGUGGCGCUAGUGUACUAUUUCCUCCAGUGGCGUGCGGAACACGACCUCCACCGUGUCACCAAGUGUGUUCACGUCCCAGAUCUUGCGAGCACGAGGCUCAUCACACUUGCCACCCGGGACCUUGCCCCCCGUGUGUUGUAUUAACGACACGUUGGUGUUACGGCAAGCACGAACAGAGAUCAACAAUUCCAUGUCACCAAAAAGACUUCUCGUGCGGAUUACCUUGUGGGAAGGAUAUGCGUUGCGGAAAGCACAAGUGCAUACAAACGUGUCACAAGCGCGCUUGCCCUCAGGAAUGUAAUCAGGCUUGUGCUGAACCGCGCAAUUUAUGUGGUCAUCCCUGCAACGCACCUUGUCAUCAACCACCUUGUCCGGAAGCUCCCUGUAAGCAACAGGUGCAAGUUACCUGCCCGUGUGGUUUACGUAAAAGCACCCGUAUCUGCAUGGACCUUUCGGCAGAAUACCAGAACAUGGCAAUGUCUCAACUGGCAUCAAAAAUUGAACAAAUUCAAAUGGGCAACACAGUUGAUGUCACCGAUCUGGCCAACAGCCAAAAAAGAACUUCUUUCAAAUUGUUGGAUUGCAACGAGGACUGUCGUUUGGUGGAACGAAAUCGUCGAUUGGCAAUCGGUUUGCAAAUACGCAACCCAGACCUAAGUGCCAAACUAAUGCCUCGUUACUCGGAUUACAUGCGGGGCUGGGCGAAGAAGGACACGAAAUUUUGCCAGUAUGUGCACGAGAAACUCACCGAACUGGUACAACUGGCCAAGCAGAGCAAACAGAAGAGUAGGGCGCACUCAUUCGAAACGAUGAAUCGUGAGAAGCGCCACUUUGUGCACGAGUAUUGCGAACAUUUCGGCUGCGAUAGCGCCGCUUAUGAUCCUGAACCGAAUCGCAAUGUGGUCGCGACUGCGUACAAAGAUAAGUCUUGGCUUCCGAGUUAUAGCUUGCUAGAAGUGAUCCAAAGAGAAAAUGGGCAAAGAAAGGUACCCGGACCGCAGCAACUAGGAAAAGUAUCCACGUCGAAAACUGAAACGGUCUCGUUUAAACUACCAGGACACGUACCGAGACCGGCAACUCCACCAGGAGAAUAUGUCGAUUAUUUUAACAAUCCUCCGAUAUAGUAUUUUAAUUAUUUUAUAUUUACCUAACCACAUUUUUCAAUAGAGUGUAUUUUAUAAUGGGCUUACAAAAUUGUAUUUGGCGCUUAUGUUUAUCAGCGAGGGAAUAAUUUUUAUCCGAAAAAUGAUCAUUAUAAUUUUUUGUUGUAAACUGUCUAGUUAAUGUUAAAAACUUCCACAUUCCUUAGGACAGAAAGAAUAGUUAUUUGUUUCGCUACUACAAUAGAGAAAUUUUAGUUUAUUUCUAUAUUCACAAUGAGAAUCAAUAAAUCAUAAUUAAUUAGA
This is a messenger RNA of Photinus pyralis (common eastern firefly), 3562 nucleotides long. It is a transcript of the gene stc, whose product is annotated as protein shuttle craft. The record is from RefSeq and is a predicted model, not a curated record. Bases 176 to 3280 code for a protein of 1034 amino acids. The transcript has 6 exons. Gene Ontology annotation, biological process: negative regulation of transcription by RNA polymerase II. Lineage: Eukaryota; Metazoa; Arthropoda; Insecta; Coleoptera; Lampyridae. Gene Ontology annotation, molecular function: RNA polymerase II transcription regulatory region sequence-specific DNA binding; zinc ion binding; DNA-binding transcription factor activity, RNA polymerase II-specific. Gene Ontology annotation, cellular component: nucleus.